Henningerozyma blattae CBS 6284 is the source of this 627-nucleotide messenger RNA. RefSeq names its product Htc1p (gene HTC1). The record is from RefSeq and is a predicted model, not a curated record. Gene Ontology annotation, cellular component: cytoplasm. Gene Ontology annotation, biological process: N-acetylglucosamine metabolic process. Lineage: Eukaryota; Fungi; Ascomycota; Saccharomycetes; Saccharomycetales; Saccharomycetaceae. Bases 1 to 627 code for a protein of 208 amino acids. The transcript has a single exon.
AUGACGAAUUCAAACAAUACAAAAAUCAACCUCAAGAUUCUGGAACCUACUAAUCAUGUUGCCUCUUGGCCCGAAAUCCAGACUAUUAUCAAAUCGGGACAAUUACCAGAAUUAAGGAGAACCCCUGAAUGUAAUGACAAGUAUCAAUUGUUUAAAAAAAACUUAGCUUCACGAAAUGUAUCGGUGGCUCAACAUAUGCUGAAUCAACUUGGUUGGAAUAUGGACGAAAAUAAUAGGUUGAAUCAAACUGGGUUCCCGGACUUGGAAUCUAAAGUUAAAGCUUCGUUUGCGUCUCGUGAGUCAUUCAAAAUCUUACAGAACGACUUCCCUUACAGUUAUGACCCCCAAAUUGUACAUCUCUUGAUUUGGUCUAAGAUCAAACUACCCAUCUAUAAGGAUGAAUCGAUUAAUUUGAAAAAUGAGGAAUUGAAUUCCAAGAUCAAUAGAUUUUUGAAAUUAAAUAUGGAAGGGAGAGAAAAUGUGAUUGAUUACGAUUGGUUUAUUAAUUAUACAGUUUUACAAAGUAUUGAAGCUGUUUCACAUAUUCAUUUGUUGGUAUAUUUGAAAGAUGUUGAAUCGUUUGAUUUGAAAGCGUUCAGCACCUCCUUCAUUCCUUUAUCAGAUUAG